Messenger RNA from Euleptes europaea (tarantolino), 2655 nucleotides. Its product is annotated as vomeronasal type-2 receptor 26-like. NCBI's taxonomy places the organism in Eukaryota, Metazoa, Chordata, Lepidosauria, Squamata, Sphaerodactylidae. The transcript has 6 exons. Gene Ontology annotation, cellular component: membrane. The record is from RefSeq and is a predicted model, not a curated record. The coding region runs from base 1 to 2655 and encodes 884 amino acids. Gene Ontology annotation, molecular function: G protein-coupled receptor activity. Gene Ontology annotation, biological process: G protein-coupled receptor signaling pathway.
AUGGUGAUGAUAGCAGUGGUCAUUGUGCUGCUCCUGCCUCAUGUGGUGAGCGAGACUCAUGGUGUUAAAUGUGAGGUAUGGGACCCUCAUCCGAUCCUCCACAAGUAUUACCAACCAGGAGAUCUCAUCAUCGGCGGCAUUGUUUUUCAGACAUUUGUUCUCACAACUCCAAAAUCCUUCAAAAAACGACCUGGUGGAAUAUUAUCUGAAGAAUGGAUUGUAAUGACUGAAAAUUACCAGCACAUCUUGGCUUUGGUUUUUGCAAUAAAGGAAAUAAAUGAAAAUCUGCAGAUUCUACCUAACAUAACUCUGGGAUUCAAUAUCUAUGACAGCUAUUUGAGUGCAAGGUGGACGUACCAUGCUGCAAUGCAACUUGUUUCCACGAGGAACAGACCCGUCCCAAACUACAAGUGUGACAUCCAAGACAAAGUCACCGCUAUCAUUGAGGGACUUGGCUCAGAAAACUCCCACCAUAUAACAAAUGUUUUGGACAUCUACAGGGUUCCACAGCUCUUGUAUGGCUCUGCUCCAGUGAUGUUCGAUGAUACCCAAGUCCCUUCCUUCUACCAGAUGGUCCCAACUGAAACUCAUCAGUACAUGGGGAUUCUCCAAUUGCUUCUCCAUUUCAAAUGGACAUGGGUUGGAGCCAUUUUUGUGGUUGGUGUAAAAUCAGAAUGGUUUGUGCAGAUGGUGUAUCCAGUAUUUUCCCAACAUGGCAUCUGUUUUGCUUUCAUUGAAUCCUGUUCCAGUUUAAUUGUUGCUAACAACUGGGGGGAAAUUGAGAAAUGGUGGGUGAAACUGCACAAUGCACCCACAGACAAAACAGCCAAUGUACUCCUCUUCUAUGGAGACAGUCACUCCAUGAUAGUUUUCAGAUGGUUGCUAAGUUGGUUCAACAUCACACAAAGGCUGAAAGGUAAAGUGUGGAUUCUGACAGCCCAGAUGGAGUUAAAAUUCUUUCCCAAUAGAAGGAAUUGGGAUAUACAAACCUUGCAUGGUGCCGUAUCAAUGGCAAUUCACUCCAAUGAACUUCGUGGUUUCCAACAGUUUCUGAAGAGCAGAGAGCCUUCAGGUGUCAAGGAAGAUGGUUUUAUCAGGGACUUCUGGUUAUACGCAUUUGACUGUGCUGUUCCAGAUUCUGUUCUGAGCAAUAUGAAUAUGAAGGGCUGCACUGGAGAGGAGAGACUGGAGAACCUCCCUGAGCAUAUCUUUGAAAUGACCACUGGCCAAGGCUACAGCCUCUACAAUGCUGUUUAUGCUGUGGCCCAUGCUUUACAUGCCAUGUAUUCAUCCAGCUCCCAAAGCAGAGCAACGAUAGAAGGAUCGAGGACAAAGCUUAAAAAUCAGCAGUUGUGGGAGCUCCACUACUUUCUGAGACGAGUCUCAUUUAACAACAGUGCGGGGGACAACGUUUCUUUUGACAAGAACAGGAACUUAGUAGCAGGAUUUGAUGUUCUCAAUUGGCUCACAUUCCCAAACCAGUCCUUUCUUAGAGUGAAAGUCGGAAGUACAGAUCCCAAGACUCCUGCAGACCAAGUACUCACCAUCAACGAGAAUGCCAUUACGUGGCACAGUGGGUUUAACCAGGUACGGCCCCUUUCUGUGUGUAAUGACAACUGUUAUCCAGGUUACAGGAAGAAGCAGAAAGAAGGGAAGCCAUUCUGCUGCUAUGAUUGCACUCCAUGUUCACAAGGGAUGGUAUCUGGCCAAAAUGACAUAGGUGAAUGUUUUAAAUGUCCAGAUGAUUACUAUCCAGAUAAGGACCAUGUUUUAUGCAUCCCCAAAGUUAUAACCUUCUUGUCCUACGAAGAACCUUUGGGCAUUGGUCUAGCCACUGGAACGUUAACAUUUUCUUUCAUCACGGUUCUGGUACUAGGAACAUUUGUGAAACACAACCACACUCCCAUAGUCAAAGCCAAUAACAGGAACCUCACCUAUACGCUUCUCAUCUCCCUCCUGCUGGGCUUCCUCUGUACAUUAUUAUUUAUUGGCCGACCUAGAAAUGAGACAUGUCUCCUUCGCCAUGCUGCCAUUGGCAUAAUCUUCUCAACAGCUGUUUCUUGUAUGUUGGCCAAAACUACCACGGUGGUUCUCGCGUUUAUGGCUACCAAGCCAGGCUCUAGAAUGAGGAAAUGGGUGGGGAAAAGAAUAGCUAGUUCCAUUGUUAUUUUCUGCUCCUUUAUCGAAAUAGGCAUUUGUGCAGUGUGGUUGACAACCUCUCCCCCAUACCCAGAUGCUGACAUGCAUUCAGUGAUGGAAGAAAUUAUUUUGGAAUGUAAUCAGGGGUCCACGACUAUUCUGUUCUCUGGCUCAGCCUACAUGGGCUUCCUGGUCGUUGCCAGUUUCAUCAUAGCUUUCUUCGCCAGGAAGUUACCAGCCAGUUUCAAUGAAGCCAAGUUGAUCACUUUCAGCAUGUUGUUCUUUUGCAGUGUUUGGUUGUUCUUUGUUCCAACCUACUUGAGCACCAAAGGAAAAUACACAGUAGCUGUGGAGAUCUUUUGUAUCUUAGCCUCCAGUGCUGGGUUGUUGGGUUGCAUGUUUUUCCCAAAGUGUUACAUCAUUGUGCUAAAGCCUAAAAUGAACAGUAAGGAAUGGCUCAAAAGGAAAAAAAUAAUUGAAGGAACUGCUUAUCGUUCCUAUAGUAGUUGCCUUUGA